Messenger RNA from Torulaspora delbrueckii, 1203 nucleotides. RefSeq names its product Pnt1p (gene PNT1). The record is from RefSeq and is a predicted model, not a curated record. Lineage: Eukaryota; Fungi; Ascomycota; Saccharomycetes; Saccharomycetales; Saccharomycetaceae. The transcript has a single exon. Bases 1 to 1203 code for a protein of 400 amino acids.
AUGUUAGGCCGUGGUGCGACGAUAAAGUUGCUUCGUUACUCGACCCAGGCGCAUAAAGCGGCUUUGAUAGAUGGUACCGAUGCCCUCGAGGAACGCUUACGGUCAAAUGAGUUGUUGAAGAAUUUGAAAUGCAAGUACCAAGAUAAUCAAUUUCAAGUGGUAGAAGAUGGUGAUGAGGGUUCCCAGCAUUUAAAUUGUGAUAAAUCAUUACCAAUGACUGUAUUUCCCAAGCAAGAGAUAUUCGACAAAGUGAUGAGGGAUAAUAAGGUAAGUCAAUGGAGAAAACCUCUGACACAAUGGUUUCGUCUUGGAGUGCAUAUGAUGAAAUACUACAAAGAUGGACUUCGAGAUACUUAUCGAGUGGCAAAGGAUACUAGAAAUUUAGUUGAGAAAUGCGAACUGGAUCCCAAGACACCAUUAGUAACUCAACUGUGCAAAUUGAUCGAGUUUAACGAGAUCGCCACACGUCAGAAAAAAGACGCGACUGCUCUGCCUUUGACCAGGAAGCAGUCUGUAAUGUAUCAUAGACGUGCUCAGGUUUGGAAGUUACCAACAUUUUUCAUACUAGCCUUGAUCUUUGAAGAGUUUACAGCAGUGGUGUGCUAUGUAUUCCCAAAGUUAGCACCCCACAACUGCCUUACUCCUGGUGCAUAUCAGAAAGUUUGCCGAACACACACUAAUGACGUGACUUCGUGGAAUCCUAUAAAAUAUCAAUCGCCUUACACCAUUUCCAAAAGCUCGUUAUUUCACAUACUAAGACGCACGCCUGUGGCUCAUAUAUCUAAAUGGAAGCUGAAGAUUUACGAUACGAUGAACAUCAGAAAAAAUCCGUCCGAAACAUUGAUGCGUAUUCAUCAGUAUUUAUUCAUUGACGACUGGUUUCUAUUGAAAGAUAUCAUGGAUGACAAUCCGACUCUGCUAAGUCGAAAAGAACUAGUCAAUUGCAUAUUUGAGAGACAGCUAUUCUCAGCAGAUGAAGAUUUGAAUAAGAUGGUUAAUGAGGAAGAGGGAAGACGCUUGUUAAUUUGGAGAUUAUUUGCAUAUUGGUCUUUUAGGUUCGAUGGUACAGUUACUGUUGGCGGUGGCCAACUCUUCGUCGAGAAAUGGGGUGUCAAUAAUGUGGCGAUAUUGAAUUAUAGUGGCCUUGUUGGUAAUAAGCAAUUGGACAAAAAAAUCUAUCAGUCUUGGAGAAGUAACCUGUGA